Molecule: messenger RNA, 1308 nt
Organism: Aspergillus heteromorphus CBS 117.55
Lineage: Eukaryota; Fungi; Ascomycota; Eurotiomycetes; Eurotiales; Aspergillaceae
Product: YjbQ family protein
Exons: 5
Coding region: 1-1308 (435 amino acids)
Source: RefSeq, a predicted model, not a curated record
AUGUGGCCACAAACCAGACACACCGUGCUAGCCCUCCUAGCGACAGCCACGUCCACCGCAGCCGUGACCACCAUCCCCGACAAUGAGAUGAACAGCCUCAUCAGCCACGGCGCCGUCUCACUCGCAACCCGAUACGCCCCUCUCUGGUUCUUCAGCCAAGCAGUCAACCAACCACCCUGCUACCCCACGUGGGCGUUCGGCGGCACCCCAAACGCGUCAGAUAUCUACGACGCGAGGCACCGCACCCCCGCAGCGCCGCAAUGCGAGUACCCCGACGUCGGAUGCAAAUGCCGCAAGCCGGGCGUGGAGCGCGGCCAUCCCGGCCCCGCGUUCCCGAUCUACUACACGUUCGCGAGGUGCAGCGAGUCCGAGGUGCGGGUGGUGUAUAACCUGUUCUAUGAGAAAGAUGGCGCCGAGGUGUUGGAUUUGAUUGAUACCGGGCAUGACUACGACUGGGAACGAGUCAUCGUCAUCCACACCCGAAACGCAAACCGCACAUGGGCGCCAUCGCGCGCCCUCCUCUCAGCCCACAGCGGCUACCACAAUCUGCCCUGGGGAAGUAUCCACAACACGCUGACGAGCGCGCAAAUCCUCGCUGGAAGCGCCAGGCUGCCUGACGGGGUCCAGAAUAAUGAUCAUCCGAAGGUGUAUGUCUCGUGGUCGAAACACGCGCACUUCGAUACCCGGAAUACCGUCUGGGUGGAUCCGCUCAGUCAGUCGCUCGAUACGGCGUUUCGCGGUCAGGACUGGUGGCAUUUCGUCGAGGAGAGGUAUUAUAUUCGCGCGGAUAAUUCGACGGCCGCGGGGAAGGCGCUGGGGAGUGCCAAUUGGGGGUCCGCGACGAGUAAUCCGCCCUUUGUGCAGAUGGGGAAAAUGUCCUGGACCCAAAAAACAUUCACCCUCCCCGCGCGCUCGCGCGGCAGCUACCUGAUAACCGACCAAGUGAUCUCCGAGCUGCCGGAACUGCGCAACUACAAGGUCGGCAUCCUGAACCUAUUCGUGCAGCACACCAGCUGCGCGCUCUCGCUGAACGAGAACUGGGAUGACGAUGUGCGCGCCGACAUGAGUGACGCGCUGGACCGCAUCGCGCCGUACGAUAAGAAGGGCAAUCUGUAUAGGCAUUCCGCGGAGGGGGAGGAUGAUAUGCCGGCGCAUAUCAAGUCGGCGUUGAUCGGGGCUUCGGUUUCGAUUCCCAUCUCCAAUGGACGCCUGGCGACGGGGACGUGGCAGGGGAUUUGGUAUUUGGAGUUUCGCGCGGCGAAGCACUCGCGUAAGGUGGUGGCUACGAUUCAGGGGGAGAAGGCGUGA